Messenger RNA from Cylicocyclus nassatus, 363 nucleotides. The record is from the annotation of a GenBank genome assembly. Lineage: Eukaryota; Metazoa; Nematoda; Chromadorea; Rhabditida; Strongylidae.
AUGUUGACUAGAGCUGACUUAGGCGAGCUGAAGGAGCUCUGGGAUUGGGCAGAAUGUGUCGUCCCGGGCAUCGCGAAUAAAAUUGCAAUAAGUGCUGGGAUGCUUGUGAUCGCCAUCGUCUGGGCGAUCGGCGCCUUCCACUUUGUCUUAUACUGGCCGACUUUUCAAAGGCGAGUGGAGGGUGCCAUGAUGGGGUGGAAGGAGGCGGCGGAGGUGGAUGAGGAGAAUGGCGGAGCGAGCAGAGGAGCGGCCUUGGAUGCUGAGGACAGCCAAAGUACAAGCGCACCAACAAGUCAGGCGUCCUCCGAAGAAGUCGAGGGCGGGGGCGAAGUACCCCCCGUGUACCUAUGUACACUUAUGUAA